Messenger RNA from Paramecium sonneborni, 361 nucleotides. The record is from the annotation of a GenBank genome assembly. NCBI's taxonomy places the organism in Eukaryota, Ciliophora, Oligohymenophorea, Peniculida, Parameciidae.
AUGAACCCUGAAACACUUUAAUCAUUAGAAUAAUAAUUCAAUAUAGCUAGUUUAGUUUAUUGUUUAUGCAAUUUAUCUAGAUAAGAAUCCUGAUGAAAUUGUGAGUAUCCUUGAAAAGGCUUUAAAUGAUUAAUAAAAGGAAACUAUCAAUUAAUUAGUGGCUCUAGAUCAAGAAGUUGAUGAUAUUAUAAAUUAAAUCAAUAAAUUAGACAUGAAAUAUGUCGAAUUUGAAGGUUUAAUUGAAGCUCAUACAGAACAUAUAAAAGCCAUUAGUAGAGGAACAUAAAAUAUGGAAAGUUAUCUUAAAGUAUUGGAGAUUCGUAUAAAAAAUUAAGAAUAAUUAAGCGAAUAUAUUAAAUGA